Amphibalanus amphitrite is the source of this 5000-nucleotide messenger RNA. Its product is annotated as chromodomain-helicase-DNA-binding protein 1-like. The record is from RefSeq and is a predicted model, not a curated record. Gene Ontology annotation, molecular function: ATP binding; ATP hydrolysis activity; ATP-dependent chromatin remodeler activity. Gene Ontology annotation, cellular component: chromatin; nucleus. The transcript is spliced from 21 exons. Lineage: Eukaryota; Metazoa; Arthropoda; Thecostraca; Balanomorpha; Balanidae. Gene Ontology annotation, biological process: nucleosome organization; regulation of transcription by RNA polymerase II. Bases 2085 to 5000 code for a protein of 971 amino acids.
ACGACAGAACCGAUGUGCUGGAGCUGCUCCCCAUCCGUUGACUGGUAGGGUGACGCUGACAAGUCAGGACCUUCUGCCCGGACCAGGGAACCUGGAAGUCAAAGUGUGAUAAAAUGCGGAUGGGUUCGUCCAGGGGAAAGGUAGACGCGGUGCAACAUUUCCAUUUUUCAGCUUUUUGACUUGUGGUCACAAUUCACAUCCCGACCGGACAUGGAAAUUGGAAAGGACCUCGGAAGCCGGAACUUACUAAUUGUAAUCCUGCGAUCAUCUAUCAUGCGUCGAAAAUAACAAGCUGUAGUUUAGUACUUGGUCACCAGGUGGCGUUACGACUCACGAGAACAGCCUGUGACACCGCGAUGUGGCGCAAAUGAAGAGUGAAAAUGGUGGCCUGGGAUUCGGAAAUAGGAGCUUGCUGAUCCAUAUCAAUCGAAUUAUUUUACUCCAAUGAAAGCUAAGUCAUGGUGAGCCAAGCGAUACUGCUGACAUGGUCAGAUUUUACUUGACCCAUGCCACCCCAUCGUCUUUGUGGUAUAAAUAAAAUUUAGUGGCCGACUCUCGACUAUUGAUUUGUGACGUGAUGAAGAUGGCGCUGAAGUCGUUUUCGCCACAUCAUCCCUGCGACGCCAUUUUCUUUCUCUUUGUCCUUUGUCCGGUGGAGUUUCAGGGUGUGAGGGCGCGCCGUUGCUAGCUCCGUCUUUAUUCCGAUGUAAUUUCUCUCACAACGGUGGCACAAUGCUGAAACUGCUUCCAAACUUGGGUAGAAUCGCCCAGAACUUGUUCAAAGUGUCUGAAAGGACUGCAAGUGGAAUAAUAGCUAAUUCACAUGAAAACUGCCUUAUCCCCGGGCUGAGAGGAGUGCUGUCAACCCAGCCUGCAAGAGCUCUUUCCGCGAGUCCAGUAUUAUCCAAGGUCGAUGACCGGAGAGCCAUCAAAGUUCCAAAGAGGGAUGAAGGAACAGAAGGGGAAGCAAAUAUUGGUCUAGACUACCAGCUAUCAGAGUAGCUGAGACAUUUCCUGAUGAAAAUACUCCAAAUCUCCUGGUGGAUGGAGUCAAGUUCUCUGAGCUUCCCAUCUGCAAUGUGAGGGUCACCAAGAACAACACCGUGUUCUCCAUCACAACUCCCAAAGGAGUAGUGAAGAUGGUGAGGUCCUGUGGAAUGGAGGGCUUCAAGAAUGCCAAGAAGGGUACAAAUAUAGCUGCUCAGGCAACUGGCAUUGCCAUGGCUGUGAGGGCGGUGAACUUGGGGUACCGCAACAUCCGUAUUCGGCUUCGAGGCCUGGGACCAGGACGCAUGAGCUCCAUCAAAGGGUUGGAGUUGGGGGGACUGAACAUCAUCUCCAUCACAGACUGCACCCGGGUAGGGUGGAAUGUGUACCGACCUCGGAAAGCCAGGCGAUUGUGAGAGGUCAGAGGCGUAAGUGGUGUCAUCCUAGAAGGGAAGUCAAGUGAAAGCGCUAGUGCAAAGUGUCGUUCAUUGUGUAUUUUGUCAAUAAAUUCAACAAAACCUUCAAAUUUAACUUUGCUCAUGGGCUGGGCGAUGAUUGCAUUCACACUACACCACAUGGGGGGAUCAACAAUAGGGACCCCCUUUCCCCCAAUAGCACCCACCCCUGUCGGGUUUUGCCGCCUCCUCCGUGGACUGCUAGGCGGUGACGUCACCACUCGCGCUGCAUUCUGGGUAGCGGCUGUUGGAAGCAAAAUGGCGGCCGGAGACCUGACGUGUGUGUAAAGUGCGCGUAUAGCUAACGGUUAUUGCGGUGAUAAGGCGUGUGGAAGUGACCAACGUUGGUGAAAAUUUUACAGAAUAUUCAUUUAACAUUGGUGAACAUAGUUUGAUUAGCGAUACUCGUGGUAACUUGUGAUAUUCGCCGGAAAAGGACCGUCGCCAUAUUGGGACUUGGUCCAGUGACUGAUAUCGACUUGGAACUGCUUGUGAUGAUACGAAGGCCGGUUGAAAUUUUCAGGAUUUAAUCAGCAACCAAAAAAAAUCGUUUUAUUCAUUAUUUAUAUACCACUGAGUGACAAAUAACACCUGAACCGGGAACUUGUAAUUAGUAACAGUUCCUGUCUGAAGAACCCAGCAAUGGAGGACAGCGACUCUGACUCGGAUAAGUCAGCAGCCUCCGAGCACUCGGCCGCCUCCGAGAAGUCUGCCUCGGAAAAAUCAGCAUCGGAGAAAUCCGAAUCGGAUAAGUCGGCGUCCGAUAAGUCAGCCUCCGAAAAGUCGGCGUCGGAGAAGUCUGCGUCUGAAAAGUCGGGCAGCGAGCAAUCGUCAUCUGGUGGAAGCGGCAGUGAUUCGGGUGAUGCCAGCAGCAACAGCGAUGACGAGUCGUCCCGUCCCGCGGCGCGCUCCGAGGGCAGGCGCAAAACGGCGCGUAAUUCAGACAUCAAAGAGGCGUACGAGGAGAACCCGGACGUGUACGGAAUCCGUCGCUCGGGCCGGGAACGGAAGGAGCCCGAGCGACUCACCGCUAAGGAGGAGGCGAGCCGAGCGGCCCGCGCCCGAAGGAGGUCGAACGCAGUGUGGGGCAGCUCCGACUCCGGCUCGGACUCCGACGUCUCGGAGCGUCCCAAGCCAUCCCGUCGGCCCGGCGGAGGCAGUAAGAAGCCGGCGGCUCGUCAGAGACCUCCCGCCCGCCGCCGGCAACUCUCCGAAUCAUCAGAGAGCGGGUCGGACAGUGACACCGUCAGUCGUAACAUCAGCCGCCGUGGCGGGUCACGGGUCAACUACCAGGAGGCCGAGGAGGAGGCCACAGACGAGGAUGACCUCAUGGAGGUGGAUCCGGCCCAAGUGGCCGCUGCCGAACAGGACACCGGCGAGACGGUCGAGAGGGUGCUGGCGGACCGCGUCGGCAAGGUCGGAGCGACGGGCGCCGCCACCACCGUCUACGCCGUGGAGGAUAACGGAGACCCGAACGCCGAUUUCGACGCUGACGACCCUGAUCAGCCCCACGAGACCCAGUACUGGCUGAAGUGGAAGGGUUGGUCGCACCUGCACAACACUUGGGAGUCGGAAACCACGCUCAAAGCGCAGGGGGUGAAGGGUCUGAAAAAGAUCGACAACUACAAAAAGCGCCAGGAGGAGGUGAAGGCUUACCUGGCCGCGUGUGAGCCCGAGGACGCUGAGUACUUUGUGUGCCAGAAUGAGCUGCAGGAGCGGCUGGUGGCCAGCUACCUGGAGGUGGACAGAAUCAUCGGCGAGGGCCCCAAGCCGGGCCACGAGUACCCGGACUACCUGGUCAAGUGGGAGAACCUGCCGUACUCUGAGUGCACCUGGGAGGACGGAACGCUCAUCGCCAAAAAAUUCGAGCACCGCAUCGACGAGUUCGUGGCGCGCAGCCAGUCGCGAAAGACGCCCACAAAGCUGAACGCCGUCUUAAAGCGGCGGCCCAAGUUUGUCUCCUUCAACAAACAGCCGAGCUUCUUCAAUGGAGUCUCGGGUGACCUGCGUCUCCGCGACUACCAGCUCGACGGUGUCAACUGGAUGGUCCACUCAUGGUGCCGAGAAAAUUCCGUCAUCCUGGCCGACGAGAUGGGUCUGGGCAAGACCAUCCAGACCACCUGUUUCCUGUACUAUCUGUUCAACCAGUACAACCUGUACGGACCGUACCUGGUAGUGGUGCCGCUCUCCACUCUGCCCGCCUGGCAGAGAGAGAUGGCCCGGUGGGCGCCUGAGAUGAAUGUCGUCACCUACCUGGGAGAUGUGUCGUCACGAGAAAAGAUUCGUACGUACGAGUGGUGCUUCCCCGGCAACAAGCGAUUAAAGUUCAACGUGCUGCUGACCUCGUACGAGAUUCUGCUCAAAGACAAGUCGUUUCUGGGCGCCAUCAGCUGGGCUGCUCUGCUAGUCGACGAGGCUCACCGACUCAAAAACGAGGAGUCGCUCCUCUACAAGACUCUGUUCGAGUUCAGCACCAACUUCAGACUGCUGAUCACAGGCACACCGCUGCAGAACAGCCUGAAGGAGCUCUGGAGCCUGCUGCACUUCAUCAUGCCCAACAGAUUCGACCGCUGGGAGAACUUUGAGGUCGACAUGGACCAGGGCAGCAAGGCCUAUGCGCGACUGCACAAACUGCUCGAACCGUUCCUUCUGCGCCGCGUCAAGAAGGACGUCGAGAAAUCGCUACCAGCCAAAGUCGAGCAGAUCCUUCGAGUGGGCAUGACCUCGCUGCAGCGGCAGUAUUACAAGUGGAUCCUGACGCGCAACUACACCAUGCUGAAGAAGGGUCUGAAGGCGGCGGCGCCGUCCCUGGUCAACGUCAUCAUGGAGCUGAAGAAGUGCUGCAACCACGGCUACCUGACCAAGCCUCCCGAUCCGGACGUCAGGCUGGCAAACAACGAGGCACUGCAGGGUCUUCUGCGUAACAGCGGCAAGCUGAUGUUGCUGGACAAGCUGCUGGUGCGGCUGCGGGAGCGCGGACACCGCGUGCUCAUCUUCUCACAGAUGGUGCGCAUGCUGGACCUGCUCGCCGAGUACCUGCAGCUGCGACACUUUCCCUUCCAGCGGCUCGAUGGCGGUAUGCGCGGCGACCUGCGCAGACAGGCGCUCGAUCACUUCAACGCUGAGGGAUCGCAGGACUUUUGUUUCCUGCUGUCAACCCGCGCCGGCGGUCUGGGUAUCAACCUGGCUACUGCCGACACCGUGGUCAUCUAUGACUCGGACUGGAACCCUCAGAACGAUCUGCAGGCGCAGUCGCGCGCGCACAGGAUCGGACAAAAGAACCAGGUCAACAUCUACCGGCUGGUGACCAUGCAGUCCAUCGAGGAGGACAUCAUCGAGCGCGCCAAACGGAAGAUGGUGCUGGACCACCUGGUCAUUCAGUCCAUGGACUCUACCGGACGGACCGUGCUCAAAAAAGGAGAUCAGCCCGCAGCCUGUCCGGGAGGCACUGAGAAGCGUCACCGUGCUGCCGACGGUGGCCCCGGUGACAGCGCCCGGCUGCCGCUGUCUGCGCGCAUGGGCGCGGCACGACCGAACACCCCGCACCUGGCGCACUGA